Messenger RNA from Cotesia glomerata, 775 nucleotides. Its product is annotated as histone H1-like. The coding region runs from base 49 to 744 and encodes 231 amino acids. NCBI's taxonomy places the organism in Eukaryota, Metazoa, Arthropoda, Insecta, Hymenoptera, Braconidae. Gene Ontology annotation, cellular component: nucleus; nucleosome. The transcript has a single exon. Gene Ontology annotation, biological process: nucleosome assembly; negative regulation of DNA recombination; chromosome condensation. The record is from RefSeq and is a predicted model, not a curated record. Gene Ontology annotation, molecular function: double-stranded DNA binding; nucleosomal DNA binding; structural constituent of chromatin.
UAAAUAAUAUAAAACAUUCAAGUGUAAUAAUCUGCGAAGUAAUCCACGAUGACUGACACCGUAGUUAUUUCUUCUCCAGUUGAAGACAAGGCAGUCUCUAAGGUCGACUCUCCGAAGAAAACUGUCGCCAAGACCGAUUCUCCGAAGAAGGCUCCAAAAGCGAAGAAACCAUCUACCAAGCCGACUCAUCCUAGCACCUCUGAAAUGGUCACUGCUGCCGUAAAAGCUCUUGCUGAACGCAACGGAUCAUCUCUUCAAGCCAUCAAGAAGUACGUCGCUGCUAACUACAAGCUCGACGUCGACAAACAAGCUCCGUUCAUCAAGAAGUUCCUCAAAGCAGCCGUCACCAAGGGUAUCUUGGUUCAGACCAAAGGAAAGGGAGCUUCUGGAUCCUUCAAACUUCCAGUUGCUAAAGCUGCAGCUAAGUCGAAGCCCAAAGCCGCUUCUGGUGAAAAGAAAACUGCUGCGGUGAAAAAAGCUCCAGCUAAGAAACCAGCAGCCAAGAAGAUUAGUGAAGCUAAAGUUUCCGUGAAGAAAGUCACUUCACCGAAAAAAGCCGCCACUAAGAAACCAGCUUCACCGAAGAAGGCCAAAGCUCCAGCUAAGCCUAAAGUUUCUGCUUCUCCGAAAGCCAAGAAAGCCACUAAAGCUCCAACUGCUAAACCAAAGGCACCCAAACCCAAAAAGGCAGCUGCUCCCAAAGCAGUCAGAAGUCCAACCAAGAAAGUCUCAGCCAGGAAAUAAAUUGACUCAUCUUUUAAUUUAAUUAUUAAAA